Pseudopipra pipra is the source of this 1056-nucleotide messenger RNA. Its product is annotated as zinc finger protein 708-like. NCBI's taxonomy places the organism in Eukaryota, Metazoa, Chordata, Aves, Passeriformes, Pipridae. The transcript is spliced from 2 exons. Gene Ontology annotation, cellular component: nucleus. Gene Ontology annotation, biological process: regulation of transcription by RNA polymerase II. The record is from RefSeq and is a predicted model, not a curated record. Bases 1 to 1056 code for a protein of 351 amino acids. Gene Ontology annotation, molecular function: DNA-binding transcription factor activity, RNA polymerase II-specific; RNA polymerase II cis-regulatory region sequence-specific DNA binding.
AUGCCCGGGAGCUCUGAGCUGGUGAUCCCUGAGCAGCCUCCCAGCAGGGAGAAACCCUUCAGGUGUUUGGAAUGUGGGAAGAGCUUUAGGAGGAGCACCAACCUCCUCACCCACCAGCACAUCCACACUGGAGAACAUCCUUACACGUGUGGUCAAUGUGGAAAGAGCUUCAGGAGCAACACCACUCUGAUCCAGCACCAGAUUAUCCACAGUGCGGAAAGGCCUUACAGAUGUGGGGAGUGUGGGAAGAGCUUCAGGCAGAGCUCCAGCCUCUGCAUCCACCAGCGCAUCCACACUGGGGAACGGCCCUACAUGUGUGGGGAAUGUGGGAAGAGCUUCACUGACAGCUCCAACCUGAUCCGACACCAGCGUAUCCACACCAUGGAACGGCCCCACACGUGUGGGGAAUGUGGGAAGAGCUUCAUGCGAAAAUACCACCUCUUCACCCACCAGCGCUUGCACACUGGGGAACGGCCCCACACGUGUGGGGAGUGUGGGAAGAGCUUCAAUGACAGCUCUGGCCUCCAUGUGCACCGUCGCAUUCACACCGGGGAACGGCCCUACAAGUGUGUUGAGUGUGGGGAAAGCUUCAGGACCAGCUCCAGCCUCCGCUCUCACCAUCUCAUCCACAGCGGGGAUCGGCCCUACAAGUGCUUGGAAUGUGGGAAGGGGUUUCAGACCAGCUCAGAUCUCUUGAAGCACAAGCCGACACACACAGGGGAGUGGGCCUUCCACUGCACCUACUGCGGGAAGGGCUUCAACCGGAACUCCACCCUUGUCACCCACCGGCGCAUCCACACUGGAGAGAGGCCCUACAAGUGUGGGGAGUGUGGGAAAAGGUUUAAACGCAGCUCACAUGUCAUCCAGCACCAGCGGACACACACGGAUGAGAGGCCCUUCCGCUGCACCGACUGUGGGAAGGGCUUCAACCAGAACUCCGCCCUCGUCACCCACCGGCGCAUCCACACCGGGGAGAGGCCCUACAAGUGUGAGGAGUGUGGGAAAAGCUUCACCGACAGCUCUGGCUUGACCAAACACCAACGGACCCACCGGUAA